CAAUCCACCGCUUCAACGUUUUCACAUUCAAAUUGACCCUUAAACAACCAUGACGUAACAAGAAAAGAAAUUCUACUAUUGCAUUUACUUUGGAAUCCUCGUUUUCUGUAUCUGAAACUAAAACAGUAUUGACCCUUUUCAGGGUAAUCUUCUGUGACAUCUCAGUGGGGCUCCUCUGCAACACUUCACUUUCCACUUCCCUUCUCUAAAUUAUUCUUUCUUAUAUGCAAUAACGCAUUUAUGACCAACUUUUAAGUCGGUUUACUUCUACAACACUCUUCUUCUUUUUCUCUCUCUUACACAUCUUCUUACUUACUCUUGUGGUGAUGAAAAAUAGACUCUGAAUUUGUUUUCAUCGCUCUUGGUUCUACGAGGGUAUUAAAGACAGUAUUUAGAAAAAGACAAAGGUUUGAGUUAUUAUUAAAUGUGGUGAAUUUAUUGUUGUUCUCAUGGUUUGGUAAUGAGUUGGUGAGAGUGAGAAAUGGGUAAAGCUCCUUGUUGUGACAAACAUGGAGUGAGAAGAGGAGCUUGGACUCCUGAAGAAGAUCAAGCUUUGGCUGACUAUAUCAACAAACAUGGCCAUGGAAGUUGGCGUACACUUCCUAAGCAUGCAGGUCUCUUAAGAUGUGGAAAAAGUUGUCGGCUUCGAUGGAUAAACUAUCUUCGUCCUGGCAUCAAGCGUGGCCCGUUUACGAAUGAAGAAGAAACUACUAUUAUUCAACUUCAUGCCAUGCUUGGCAACAGGUGGGCUGCUAUAGCAUCUCAGCUACCCGGAAGAACAGACAACGAGAUUAAGAACUACUGGAACACGCAUCUAAAGAAGCGCGUACCUCGGUCACUAGGGGAAAAACAUCCAUGUCUUAUUCCUGAUAGGAAUGUUCAGUCGAAUGCUCCUUCUACGCGCCACAUGGUACAAUGGGAAAGUGCGAGGGUUGAGGCAGAGACAAGGUUGUCGAUUGAAUCCACAUUGCACAAUUCAGGCUCUACGACGGAAACAUGUCCGGAUUACUUUCUUAAACUUUGGAAUUCUGAUGUUGGUCAGUCCUUCCGUAUGAUCAAGGGAAAGGAGGAACUGGUGUCCCAAAGUUUAGUCUCACAAGCAUCUGCUUCAUCACUAUCAUCGGCAAAGUUAGACGAGUCAUGUUCAGAUGUCUCGUCGCAGGUAAAAAACACUCAAAGCCUUACUAAAUUGUCAACAACACCAAAGCUUGAAGUUGACAACAUGAAUAAGGAACAAAACACGUCUCGUGAACAAACAAUAAGCAGCUAUAAACCAAAGCUUGGAGACGAUAGAGCUGGUUCAGAUUCAGGAAAUUAUGAAUUUCUUGAUACUUCUGAUUCUGCACUAAAGCACCUGUUACAUAUGCCUGAUGAUAUUGAAUUCUUGGGACACACUGACAAUUUCUUGAAUCUCCUUGAUGGUAGAUAUGACUAAGAUACUCUCCUCCAUAUGAUAUAGUAUAUGAUAGAAUAGUUAGUUAUCUUCAUUUUAUGUUAUCUUCAUUUUUGUAAAUGCAUCCACUAGGCAAGUACUCAAAUGUGCAUUUCGGUUACAUGAAUUUGGAUCUUAUGUUACUGAUUAUGGAUUA
Messenger RNA from Lathyrus oleraceus (garden pea), 1589 nucleotides. Its product is annotated as transcription factor MYB17. The transcript is spliced from 3 exons. Lineage: Eukaryota; Viridiplantae; Streptophyta; Magnoliopsida; Fabales; Fabaceae. The coding region runs from base 482 to 1435 and encodes 317 amino acids. The record is from RefSeq and is a predicted model, not a curated record.